CCACGUCGGCACGUCUUCCUGCCCUGCCAUAAUAUUCCAGGGAUCCCAGCGCGGACAGCCAAUGGCAGGCUGCCACCUGGCACCACUCGAGACGUUGACCCGCGAUGUGAUGUAGUAGCUGGGAGUGAGAUUUGGGAAGCUGCGGCUCGACAUUGCUGCGGCGGCCAUCGUGGAUCAUUGCAUGCGUUGAUCGGCCAUGGUGAUGGAGAUGGAGGCCGACAUGGACCGGGUGCUCGAGCGCAUCGACCUUCUCCUCGACGGCGACGGCGACGGCCGUGGGGCAAAUCCAUGUGGGGCAGGGACUGAUCGGAGCAGGAGCGGCGGCUGCGGCGGAGGCGGAGAAGGAGCAGAGGGGGAAGAAGACGGCGGCGGCGCGGUGAAGGAGCGGAUCGCGCGGGCGCUAAGGAUUUACAAGGAGGCGGUGGAGGACGAGGGCAGCGAGCGCGGUGGCGUGCUGGUGCAGGUGUGGGCGCCGGCGAGGGACGGCAACCGCCGCGUGCUUGCCACCCGGGGGCAGCCCUUCGUGCUGGCGCCGCCGCAGUGCCACCGGCUGUUCCAGUACCGGACCGUCUCCCUCACGCACGCCUUCCCUGUCGGCGGCCCCGGCGCCGCCGCCCCCGGCGAGCGGGGGCUGCCCGGCCGGGUGUUCGACGCGGGGGCACCGGAGUGGACGCCCAACGUCCAGUACUACGGCACCGGCGAAUACGCGCGCAUCAGCUACGCGCUCAUCUACGACAUCCAGGCCGCCCUGGCGCUACCGAUCCUUGACCCCGACACCGGGUACUGCCUCGCCGUGCUCGAGCUAGUGACGACCUCGCCGAGGCUCCGUUUCGCCGCCGAGGUAGACAAGCUCUCCAAGGCUCUCCAGGCCGUGGCACUGAGAGGUUCAGAGAUCUGCUGCCCUGCGCCCGAGAUAUGCGACGACGAGGCGGCUCAGCUAGCCAUGUCCGAGGUUUCAGAGCUCCUGACCACGGUGUGCGAAGUUCACAGGCUGCCACUGGCACAGGCCUGGGUCAGAUGCAAGCGCUGCAACCCCGACACGCCACGCGCCGGCGCCCUGACGGCGGCCGGCGCGCCGUUCCACCUCGCCGACGAGGGCGUCCGCAGCUUCCGCGAGGCCUGCGCCGAGCACCACCUGAGGAGCGGC
Messenger RNA from Phragmites australis (common reed), 1147 nucleotides. RefSeq names its product protein NLP3-like. The annotation marks the transcript as partial. The transcript has 4 exons. Lineage: Eukaryota; Viridiplantae; Streptophyta; Magnoliopsida; Poales; Poaceae. The record is from RefSeq and is a predicted model, not a curated record. Gene Ontology annotation, molecular function: DNA-binding transcription factor activity.